UCUCAGAGGACGUUCAGCUCCGGACGUGCGGGCUUAAUUUAUAGGAAGGAUACCGUUAUAGGACGGAGAAUGUUUUUCACACCGACAACAUUUCAGAUACGGUAUUUUUAAUCAUUUGUACUAUAAUGUAAUGAAUACCAGAGAACUCGUGUUUUCUGACUUUGGCCUCGUCCUUUAUUUUGUCCUCUGAUCGGACUGACGUUUUUUCCCUGCUGUUUAUAACAUACAGCCAAGAAUAACACAGAAUGUGGUACAGGAGUGAUUUAGAAGACGGAUACGAGUCUACUAAAACAGGCUCCAGUGGCGGUGGAUCUCCAGGAUGGGUUCCUGGCCAUGAAUCAGCCUGGCACAGUAACCCUCCUGGUCCUGGGAACAGUAUCUGUGGUGGGCGCAGACACAGCACGGUGUCUGACAGUGGGGACACUGGCAUUGGCACAUACUGCUCUGACAGCGUGGAAGACGACUCCAGUUCCAGUACCACGCCUCUGUCCUUCCAGCCGCUGUCCCAGCAUCACUUGGGCCAGGAUGAUAGCGCCGUCCCUUUUGUCCACGUCAUGCUGUCCCCGUCCUCCUCACCCUACACCAGUUUUAGAGUUCCAGCCUCACCCAGCAGCUCAGGUCGUUGGAGCAGGUCUUGCCAGCUGCUUACACCAGCCAUAUCUCCCCUGGGUGCACCAAGCUGUCUGGACAUGAAGGACCACCAGCCCAUCAGGAGAUGGUCCUCCCUCACCAAGUUGUCAUCUGGGGCUGAUAAAAGCUCCACUAGGACAUCAUGUGAUCAGUACAAUGCAGAUUCACACGGCUCCCUGGACAGAAAUCUGCUCUAUGGGUAUAGAAAAGAGCCUGCUCGGUCAAACGUGGACCUUUAUCUGCCUUUAUCCUCUUCCAUGCUCUGCCACAGCCUGCUGCAGCGCUCACCAGGAGCUGGCCCCUGCUACCGGUACAACCACAGCAGUAGAUCCAGCGGUUUGGACACAGACCUGUCCCUUUCCUCAGCUCUGUCGUCUUCAGUCAAGCACAGCAGUUUGGACAUGAACUACAGUGCUUUACCAGAAGCUAAACUGUCUCGGGGAGGUACACAGGUUUAUGGCCUCACCUUACCCAAACAAGCAGACUCUCCACUGGGUCAUCAGACUGACAGAGGCUCCCCGAUUCAGCCCUCAGUCCGCACCCAGAUGUGGCUGACUGAGCAGAUGGAGUACAGACCCAAAGGAGAGAGUGUAGGAGGUCAGAUCAGUACUGCUGGGACAGAGGCCUGCGGCGGAGAUGGACCGUUAUCAUGUCAGCAGGGACAUCAGCAGGAACCAGGGCUUAGUCAGAUGCUGAUGGGGAGCUCCCUUCCAGUCAACACUCUGGUGAAGGUUAAAGAGGGGCUGUUGAGACAGAGAGAGCUGGAGAUAGAGAGACAGAAGCAGCAGAUCUUGCAGCUCCACGCUCGGAUCAGAGAGAAUGAGCUCAGAGCUCAGCAGGUCCUGCAGAGCCAGAGAGGAUGGUUCGAUGAGCCACACAUCCCAAGUACUAAGUUUUUCCAACAGGAAUCAGUGAUGAGAACGCCAUGCAAACAGCCGUCUGACAGGCUGUGCUGUGAUGAAGAUCUUGGUAGGAAGCUGGCAGUGGCUGAACUGGAAGUUCUUCAUUUGAAUGAGUUCUUCAAGCAAGCCACACAAAAAUACACAGAGGACAUCAGGAAACUGGAGGAGAAGAUAAAGACGAGGGAUCGUUACAUCAGCAGUCUGAAGAAGAAGUGUCAGAGGGAGAGCCAACAGAACCAAGAAAAACAGCAACGCAUAGAGACACUGGAGAAAUACCUGUCUGACCUGCCGACACUGGACGAGGUGCAGGCCCAGGCCCAGCAGCAGGAGGAGGUGCAACAGAAAGCCAAGGAUCUGGAAAAAACAGCAUCUCGCUUACAGCAGAGCCUAGAAGAAGGGUUUGCUCUGAUGAAGGAGAAAGACAUCAGCAUUGAAAUGCAGGCCAUGAGGGAGAAGGAGCUGAUGGCAUCUGUACAAAGCCUGCAGCAGAAGGUGCAGCACUGCUUGGACGAUGGGGUGAGGUUGCCCAUGCAGGACCUGAAGCGGCUUGAGGUGGAAAACACACAACUCCUGGAGCAGCAAAACCACAGCAGCAGGCUGAUCGAGCACCAGAAAGAGCGGAUAGAGAGGCUGACCUUGCAGCUGACGGCCACCAGUACAAGACUGCAAAAAAAGAAAGGUCUCUCUCAUCGACAGCAGUCCUCUCUGCUAGAAAAGGAGGACAACCUGACCCCCCCAUCCAGAGCCUUACCACAGCAGCGACAGGUGGAUGAAGGGCUGCCGGUGACUCCCCUGUCCCAUGUGGAGAUGCCUGAAGUGGGCCGGCUGCUCAAAGAGAUGUCCCUGUGUCUGCUGGACCUCCAGGCUCUCUGCAGCAUCCUGGCUCAGAGAGCACAGGGCAAAGAGCCCAACCUGUCUCUGCUUCUGGGCAUGAAAUCACUGAGUGUUUCGGCGGAGGAGAGUGACAGCAGAGAGGUGGUGGAAGAAGAACUGCGGUUUAAGCUGCUGGAGGUGGGCCAGCUCAGGAGAGACAUCGAUGAGCUGAGGAAAAGCAUCUCAGACCGCUACGCUCAGUAUAUGGGUGACAGCUGUGUCUCCCAGUGACACCCAGGACCCUCCAGCUCUGAUGGCUCAGUGUUUGUUUUGACUCUUUUACUUCCAUAUACUUCAGAGAUAACCACAUCAAGAUUAAUAAUAAUAAUAUAUUUACUAUAACAAGAAUGAUAAGGUCCAUAACAAUGCAGGCUUUCCACAGACAAGUGAUGUGUGUCGUCUUCAUGAUGUGGUUUGUACAUGAUAACGCAUAGUGUUAACAUGUCAUGUAGGCCAGUCAUGUUGUUCAGCCUACCCUCAAUAUGGCGUUGUUGGCCUUCACAUUUAUUUUGUUGUGCGCCAGAGCUCGCCCAAAGUGAACCACAAACCUCAGUUUGGUGUUGGACUCAGGACCAGUUUUCUGCAUCACAGCAGUUCACAACUUAUCAAACAUACCAAACUUUCCUGGGUAAAAGCCUCGGAUCCAGAAAGAACUUUAAAAUUAGCCUAAGUGUGAAGACACCUUCCAACAGUGAACUGCCAGAAACUACACAACUGAAGGAAAGCCUGUUGAGAGAGAUGAGGUGUUAGGUCAGACUGGUUUUCUAAACUCAUCUGCUAUGAGUCCUCCGUCCCAUUCGACCACAAAGGUCAUAUGUUCCUACCUCUGAAUAUGACCCACAGGACCGUGGGUAACUUCGUGGUUAGAUUCAGGAAAAAGAUCAUGGUUUGACUUAAAAUAAGUAUUACUGUUACUAAAAAAGACCUGCAGUCUUUUUUAGUAACGUAUGUCAUGUGACACAGAGUCCUGCACAGGUUUAUUUUUUAAAACCCUCACCUGCCAAUACCCGUAAAGCUCAGUACCAGAACCGACCCAUUACCUGUCAUUAUGUCGAAGUCAAAGCCGCACCCGCCCAUACCCAUCACUAAAAGUCCUGCGACCCGACCCGCACCUGUGAUUAAACACACACAGGCUACAGUCCCUCCCAUUAAGCUGGGUUUCUCUUUGGCUGUACUCAAUGGUGGGAUGGUGGAAACAUUCUGUGCAAUCACUACCAGGUAAGAAAACAUUUUAGCAUGCUCCUUCCACCACCAUAAAACCUCAAAACGAUCCUCCUUGGGAGUCUUAAACUUGAUGUAGGCUGCCACCAUAUACUGCGGCCAUAUAUUGCGGCUUGAUAAUAGUAAUUUAGAAUAUUACACAUAAUCUGCACAUCUUUUUCAUUAGUUUUAUUAUGAAAAGUUACACAGCUUUUUGAGGGUUACCCCAACCCGGUGCUGGACUCUGAUGUGACAUCUGAUGUAACGUCAUCACACACGUGUCAUAUGUGCUACAUUAAUAAUAAUAAUAACUGAACGCUGACUUUUAGUUUCACACGGGACACAAACACACAUCUCCUGGAUGAAAGUCCAGUGCAGCAGACUUUGAAGCUCUUAUUGCUAAGCCACCUGACUUCUUCCUCUGCUCCUGUAGUAAUUACUAUAGCCACUAGAGGUCGCCUCCUAGCAACAAACACAGUUAUGACCCGCAAUUUCUGCUUGUGAAAACAACCUAUGUGGUUGUAUUUUGAAGGACAGUCUUAUUUAUCACACACUAAACCAACAUCCUUAUGGCCGCACAACUCAAUAUUUUUAAGUUGACGAUGGAUCAAAUUAUCUGUAAUAAGAAAGGUGUUGCUUGUAGUGAUGAACACAGUGAAUGAAUUCAAACUGUGCAGUUCAACUCAGCUUUAUGGAGUGUUUUAUUUGUACCUGUGUAUAUAAGCAACUGUUAUAAGGUGAUAUGUGAAUAUUGUAUUUACAGCUUGUUAUGCUGCCCCCAAGUGGCCCAAAAAUGUGUUAAUUUCUAUGAAUACUACAAGCUUGCAUUGCUUGUUAAUAAGCUUAAACAAGCAGAGAAAUUAUGGAACGCAGAAGGGCUUUAAACAUCUAUUUUGACGUUUAAUAAUUGAUAAGUCAGAUUUGUUUGUCUUAACAGGUAAAAAUAUAACGUCUUAACACGUCAAAUGCACGUUAAGAGGACAGGAAAUGCCUUGUUAACAAGUACAUUUCUGACCUUUAAAACAGUCAAGCUUCUAUGCCAUUGGUUGGCAUUAACAUACCCACCCCUUUAUGAUGUAGCAACUGCAUUCUAGUGAUAGGAUUUCUCUUUCACUUGUGAGAUCGCAUCAUGUGAUCCAGAUAUUGUAACGUAGACCCAGAAUAGACUCCGCAGAUGUAAAGUUUGGCCAUAGCAAUGCCCUUUAUAAACAACAAGCCUGUUAAUACAAGCAAGUGCUAGCGAGGGUGCUCAUCAACACAACGUGAAUAAAGUGUCAUGGUCGCGCACACACAAACAUUCACAAAACAGUCCAGAACAUGUCCCAUUCGUACCAGAAUAACCAACAACCUCCCCCUAUCCCAAAACACAGGCAAAAGGGCUCUCAAUAACAAGUUUAUAUUCUAAAUUCAGACUUUUUCCAGCGUGUCCGAACUGCAUGCUGGGUAACAUGCAAACUAGCUGCCUGGCAUCACGCCCAGAGUAAAUUAAAGCAAAAAACAAAGAAAUUAGGAACUGGCUCGUUCACUCUAAAGAGCCGGUUCACUCCUUCACUUCAAAAAGCCGGUUCAAAGACUUGACUCGUUUGCGAACGUCACAUUACUACCUUUGGACUCUAGCCUCUGUCGCUGAACUGGAACUGUUGUUUUCCUGUUGUAACAGUACAGAACAAUACACGCAGACGGCAUGCUAAUCCUCUUUCCUGGAGCAAUUAGGAAAUAAAACAUGUGGAACACACCACCAGUUGUACCUCAGACAAUAUAAUAUGAUCAUACCUCUGAUCAUCUCUGACAGCCAUCUCAAGGCAUUGGUUGUUUUCCUUUUUAACCAAGUGCGUUAGCAAUUAGCUUGCCUUGCUCAGUUAGCACAUUGUUAAAUUUAACAGAGAGUGAGCUAGCUCACGGUAAACAGCUACUCCAAAAAGAUGAUUUAUCAUUUCUUAUGACUCAUGAACAGACAGUAACACGAGGCAAACAAUUUACAUAAUUCUUAAUUUCAGCUCCAUGUAAAGUGAAUUAACGUGACGUUUACCAGAUAACGCUCCGCUUGUCUGCCGUAAUGUCACAGUUUACACAUUUACAUCACUGCUGACUUACUAAAUCGGAGUUCUGCCGAGUGAAACAUGACGCUGAAUUCAGCAGCAGACCUCAGUAAUAUCAGUAACAUAAAGUCGUAAAACAAAUAACUUUCGGCAUUCAUUUCAUUUGAUAUUGAAUAAUGAUGGCAAAUCAGUAACACACUCAGAAUAGAUUCAACACUAUGCCCAAUGUACUCUAAUUUAAUUCUGCCCUUUUUGUUCAACAAAAGGUUGAAAGCACACUGAUUUGCAAUUCUUUGAGCCUCUCCAAGAGCGCCUUCUAGUGGGCUCAGAAAAAAAAUAAAUUGCUUCAUGAGGCUUCAUGAGGCCAUCACUAUAUUAAACAUCUUAAGACAUCAGAAAUGUACUUGUUAACAGGGCAUUUUCUGUCAUCUUAAGGUGCAUUUGAUGUGUGGAGAUGUUUUAUUUGUACCUGUUAAGAUGAACAAAUUUACCUUAUUAAUACGAAUGUUAAAAUAGACAUUUAGAGCCCUUCCACAUUCCAUAAUGAAAUCCCACCUCAGCUAUGUGGAUCUCAUGCAUCUCUCCUGUUGGUGGUGCAUAUCAGACUUGCAGAUGUCGGAUAACUGUUAGAAACUCUUAUCUUUAUAAAUUUUAAUGUCUUAAAAGCAAUAUGAAGUGUGCAGAUGCUCUGCCAACCACCUGAUUAAAGCUAACCAUAGGACCCUUUAAUAAUCAAUGGGCAGUUUAUAUUUAACUAAUAACUCAUCAGGUGAUACUAAGCUGUUCCAAGAGGUGUUAUUUGUACAGUGAUCAUGUCAUAUAUCAUUUGUCAUCUGUCACUUGUUAAAUGCUUAUUGUUUCCAAAAUUGUUGGGGGAAUUUUGAGCCAAAGACGCUGAAAGAGCAAACUGAAACAGCACAAUGCACUUUGUGAUAGAUUUUGUCUUCUGUGCAACCACACAGGUAACUAAGCUUAAUCUAUCACACAAACAAACUGACAUAUUUUUUGUCCGUGUGAUUUAAUAAUAUUGAAGUAGUAUAACCAACCGUGAAAACCAAACCAAAGAUCUGUUUGGUUAUUUAGAUGAGUCCACCUGUGGAUGUUUGAACAAGCCACUGGAUGGCUUGUUACUCUGUAUAAGAUAUUAGUCUUUGUUUGAUAUUAUUUCAGUUUCAAUGAAUGCCAAAGGUCUGUGUUUUGUUUUUCUUUGUUCAGAUGGCAAAUAA
Epinephelus moara (kelp grouper) is the source of this 6870-nucleotide messenger RNA. It is a transcript of the gene cep85l, whose product is annotated as centrosomal protein 85, like. The transcript has 13 exons. The record is from RefSeq and is a predicted model, not a curated record. Bases 246 to 2636 code for a protein of 796 amino acids. NCBI's taxonomy places the organism in Eukaryota, Metazoa, Chordata, Actinopteri, Perciformes, Serranidae. Gene Ontology annotation, cellular component: centrosome.